GUGCAAGUGGAUGCCCAGACUUUGGAGAUACAGGACAUCCAUAUCUUCUUGAAUACAAGCCACUGGAAGAAAAGCAGGAAGACUUUCUUGAAGGAAUGCAUCCUGCCGGGCAUGUGGGAUGAUUUUCGGCGCUGGCUAGAGGGAAGCGUUUCGAAGAGCAAGGGCCGACAAGGAGCCGAUCCUCCCUUCAUCGUGCCCUUCGGCUUCUCCCGUGUCAUGGGAGGUGUAGCCUGUGCUCGGACGUGUGAGGUGAAGCACAAGGUCGGACCCACCGGACGGAACGAACUGAGCCUCCGCUUGCGCCACAUCUUCAUCCGGAGGCCCGCAACGCACGAAGGAGGCCAAGCGAGGGAGUGUCCA
Molecule: messenger RNA, 360 nt
Organism: Symbiodinium necroappetens
Lineage: Eukaryota; Dinophyceae; Suessiales; Symbiodiniaceae
Source: the annotation of a GenBank genome assembly